This is a messenger RNA of Panicum virgatum (switchgrass), 1128 nucleotides long. Its product is annotated as uclacyanin-2-like. The record is from RefSeq and is a predicted model, not a curated record. Lineage: Eukaryota; Viridiplantae; Streptophyta; Magnoliopsida; Poales; Poaceae. Gene Ontology annotation, cellular component: plasma membrane. The transcript has 2 exons. The coding region runs from base 228 to 959 and encodes 243 amino acids. Gene Ontology annotation, molecular function: electron transfer activity.
GCCGCGCCCACCUCGUCCUCCCCCACGUCCCCUGCACGAACGAACCCACGUCCCCACCAGCCCAGAGCGCGCGCGCGCCGGCGCGGUCAAACUGCAACCGGCGGCCCGACCUGGCGGGCCGUGGCAAUGGCAACCGCCCGACCCUGCCACAGCCUCUCUAUAAAGCUCCCCCCGCGCGCGCCUCCGCCGUUGCGCACCCUGCAGUUCCACAUUUCCGCUCCCACUCCAUGUCCGCGCGCGCGCUCACCGAGCCAUCGAUCACGGCGACCGGCGCCACCGUCUCCGCUCCUCGACCGCGCCGCGCGCCGCCUGCCGCCGCCGCAGGAUCCAUGGCCGCGACGACGACCGCCGGCAGCAGCUCCCGCGCGGUCCUCCCCGCGCUGGCCCUCGCCGCCCUCGUCCUGCUUCUCGCCCCCGCCGCCGUCGCCGCCGGCGAGGAGACCUCGGCGCCGCCGGGGCCUCUGGAGUUCCACGUCGGCGGGCCGCGCGGGUGGCGCGUCCCGGACGGCAACACCAGCUACGGCUGGUGGGCCACGAACAACCGCUUCCGCGUCGGCGACCGCCUCCUGUUCAGGUACGCCAACGACUCGGUGCUGCUGGUGGAGCGGCCGGCCUUCGACGCCUGCAACACCACGGCGCCGCUCGCCGCGUUCAGCGACGGCGCCACCGCGUUCCCCCUCGACCGCCCGGGCUUCUUCUGCUUCAUCAGCGGCGAGCCGGGCCACUGCGAGCAGGGCCAGAAGCUCGUCGUGCGCGUCAUGGUGCACCUGGCCGCGCCCGGCCCGGCCUCCGCUCCUGGGGCACCGGCGCAGCCGGGCGGCGGCGGCGGCCGCCGCCCCAGGCCGCCGGGAUUGCCCGGCGCAACCUCCGGCGCAGCCGCAGGCGUCGCCGCUGCCACCGGCGUCGCCGUCGCGGCGGCGCUGGUUGUCCUUGUCAGUCUCGUCCUGAUGAUCGAGUGAUCAGCAGUUUGCAGCGUAUGCAUGCGGACUCGCCUGCGUAGUUUGUUAGGUUUAAUCUGCCUGUUAUUUUAUUUCUGCUUAGAAUCCAUGACUCGUCUAUUGUUGGUGCUGCAUCGUGUCAAGACAAUUUGCUUGUUUUACUGAGUAAUCGUGUGUUAUUUAAUUCCUA